Molecule: messenger RNA, 1273 nt
Organism: Sipha flava (yellow sugarcane aphid)
Lineage: Eukaryota; Metazoa; Arthropoda; Insecta; Hemiptera; Aphididae
Exons: 7
Coding region: 290-1099 (269 amino acids)
Source: RefSeq, a predicted model, not a curated record
GCAAGUCCGCCCGUUCGCCAGUCUUAACGUAACGGUCGUGGCGAGAGUGGGUCGGUUGUCGCGUUCGCGGAAGCAAUCGUAAACGUUGUCGGUAUCCUUUUUUUUUUCUUUUUUUAUUCGUUUAUUUUAUUUUUUUUGUCGGUGUCGUUCCGUUUCCGGUUUUCCUGGUGUGUACCCGGGCGACGAACACUGCGGUACAUUCGAUGGACGCAUCGCACGAGGAUAUCCGUUGAAUAUAAACCGUCGAAACACUACAAUCAAUCUUGGAUAAUUCAGAUUGCAAUAAAACAUGUGGUUUGACCUGUUUUUAAUAACAUCAUUUUACACUUGGUCAUGUGAUGGGUUGAUGGUGAAAGCAGUGGUGCCUCGAUAUAAGGUUCGCGGCGAGACGGCCGUGCUCCGUUGUGAUUUCGAGUUGGAAGGCGCGUUGCUAUACGCGGUCAAAUGGUACCGGGAGAACGAGGAGUUCUAUCGGUACGUACCCAAGUCAGACCCUCAGAAAACUUCGUACAUCGUAGACGGGAUCAAAGUCGACCACGUACACUCCAACAGUAGACAGUUGACUUUGAGAGAUAUUACGCUGAAAUCCACGGCUAACUAUCGAUGUGAAGUUUCUGCCGAAGCACCAUCGUUCGCUUCCGCACAAGAUGGUGGCCGAAUGGAAGUUAUAUAUUUGCCGAAAGACGGUCCUUAUAUCACUGGUGAUAAGUCUAUUUACCAGUUCGGAGACUCGAUCAAUUUGAACUGUACGUCGGCUAAAUCAUAUCCAGCAUCUAGUCUUAAUUGGUUCAUAAACAAUAUUUCGGCCAGAGAAGAAUCAUUGAAGAGGUACCCAGCGCAAAAACACCCUCGAGGGCUUGUGACGACAACUUUGGGGUUGCAUUUACCUUUGGACGCGGAGACCGUGGUGAAUGGUGCGGUGAGGGUCAGGUGCGUAGCGGUAUUGUCACCCGUCUUGUGGACCAGUGACAACGAAAAAGUGCUGCCCAGACAGGAUAAAAGAGAAGCACUCCUGCUCGUUACAGGAUCUUCCAACAAGUGUCAUUGCUGCACAGUCACCGUGUUCCUAUUUUCGUUACUGAUAAAAGUGUGUUUUUAAACGGAAAAAACGACAUUUACUACCAGUGAAAAAAAGAAAAAAAAUUACCUAUCAUAUCAAAAUUAUAAUUCUACUCUAAUGAUUUAAGGUUUUGAAAAAUGUAUUUUGUUUGUAAAUUCGAUUGUAUUAGGUUUAGUAAGCUCUCUAUAUAUUAUUUGAUAUAUAAUUUAUUUA